AUGAAGUUCACUAAUCUUGCCCUCACCGGCGCCGCCAUCGGUCUUGCCAACGCCGGCCCUGUCUCGAAGCGUGCUAUCAGCGAUGCCGAUAUUCUCAACUAUGCUCUCACCCUUGAGCAUCUUGAGGCCUCUUUCUACGAGGAGGGUCUCAAAAACUACACUCAGGAGGACUUUGUCAAGGCUGGUAUGAAGGACCCAUUUUAUGCCAACCUGAAGGAGGUUGCUUCUGAUGAGAAGGAGCACGUGGAUUUCUUGACAUCUGCUCUCAUGGCUGCUGGUGCUUCUCCCGUUGCCCGCUGCACGUACAUCUUCCCAUCCACUGAUGUCAGCAGCUUCCUGGCCCUUGCCAGCGUUCUUGGGGGUGUCGGAGUCAGCGCCUACCUCGGAGCCGCAGCCUCCAUCAUGAGCGGCACCUACCUGACAGCCGCCGGCAGCAUCCUCACCACAGAGGCUCGACACAGUGCAUACCUGCGCGCCGCGGUCGGUGAAGUCUCCUUCGCCCAGGCCUUCGAUAACCCUCUCAGCCUCAAUGAGGUGUACACUGUCGCUUCCCCCUUCAUUGCCUCGUGUCCUUCCAGCAACGGCGCGCUGCCCGUAACGGCCUUUCCUGCGCUCACAAUGAGCCCGAUGGACACCGUCAUGACAGGCUCGCAAAUGCAGUUGAUUGCUGGUAGCGGCUUCAACGCAAGCACUAGCGAUGUCAACGCUGCUUUCAUUACCAUUACUGGUCCGGUCUGGGCUCCUCUUAAGUCUAUGGGUGAUGGAAAGUUCACCGUUACUGUUCCCGAGGGCGUUGCCGGUCAGAGCUACGUCGUCCUGGCUCAGGGAAACAAGCAGGCGACUGAUGACAAUAUUGUUGCUGGUCCUGCUAUUGUUGAGGUAAAUUAG
This is a messenger RNA of Penicillium hordei, 888 nucleotides long. RefSeq names its product ferritin-like domain-containing protein. NCBI's taxonomy places the organism in Eukaryota, Fungi, Ascomycota, Eurotiomycetes, Eurotiales, Aspergillaceae. The record is from RefSeq and is a predicted model, not a curated record. Bases 1 to 888 code for a protein of 295 amino acids. The transcript has 4 exons.